GUGUGUGUCUCUCUGUAGUCAUGUUGUGUCUCUCUGUAGUCAUGUUGUGUGUCUCUGUAGUCAUGUUGUCUCUCUGUAGUCACGGAGUGAGACCUCUUCAUUGUUUCCCUCAGAGAGCCUGAAUUCUACAGUAAUAGAAGAUCUUUGAUUGAGAGGUCCGUCUCUGUGAUCCUUCCCUCCGUCACCGGAACAAUAAACUGACACUGAUGCUUGAAUGUGAGAGUAAAGAAGGAUCUUCUACAAAACAAAACAAACACGAGUUAAAUAUAAAUCUGUAAAUCACAGUUUUAUUCUGAUAUAAAUUAGUUUCUGAUUUUAAAACAACAGCAGCAGCGCUCUUGAGUUCCGAGCUAGUUUGUUUCUACCCGGUCACUUUCCGCAGACGGACUGAAGCAACAUGACAGCAGCGGGUGAAAACAUGAGUGUGAAUGUGGCUGAAGAUGAAAACAUGAGUGUGAAUGUGGCUGAAGAUGAAAACAUGAGUGUGCGCGUGUCUAAAGGAGCAGAAAGUGACGAAGAGGUCAAACUACAGGUGCUAAAAGGUGCAGCGUUUCUGACCACAGUGGCGUCAGUGGGGAUGAUUGCAGGAUUUGGAUCCACGUUGGCGCUGGCCAAGAAGAAAAGCCCAGGCUGGUUCAGUAAGGGAGUUGCAGGGACGGCGGCGGCCCCCGAGAGCGGAGCGUCUCUGGCCCUCAGAGCUCUGGGGUGGGGCUCUCUGUACGCCUGGUGUGGAGUCGGCCUGCUCAGUUUCACAGUGUGGAAAGUCCUCGGCGUUCACAGCUUGUCAGAGUUCAGACAGAAGAUGCAGUCCUUCUUCCCGUCCAUCCCAAAGACCCCCGAGGCUGCAGCUGGACCUGAACCUCUGGACUGGGACUCGGUCUUCAAGUCAAAGUGACCUGCAGCUGGAGGACGAAUCAGCGAGUGGACACAGAGACUGAAACAAUCGCUGACGUGUUCCUAAAGAGACUGAGCAGAGACCGGAGAAUCCUCCGGACCAGUUUGUUCCCAGUCUGGUUCCCAGUCUGGUUCCCAGUCUGGUUCCCAGCAGCCCUCCUGGGUGAAGAUGGUCGUGUAUAUUUGUAAAGACGUGCGUUUGAUUUUGUGUCUUGGUUUGUUUUAUUUAUGAACUUUGUGUGAAGAAAUAAAUGAGACAUUAAUUUAAGAGCAGCAGAACUGAGAAUAAGUCUGAUCCUGUCUGAUCGGAUUCGAGACAUCGGUCCAGUUUCAUAAAGGUCAGAGGUCACGAUGACACUAUGGAGGCAGAUUUUUCAGCCUGUUGAUGUUUGACCGAAGGUGAAUUCGUGAAGCUCUUCCUGUUUUCGCAUCACUUGACUCUGUCGGCAGGACGUCCUGGACGGUGGAGUUAAAAUAAAAUGUAAAAACUCAGCGGUUCAGUUUUUGUAUAUUUUACAGCAGUGAUUCUUGUUUCAGCAGCCACAGCUGGAAAGACUUGAAAUACUUCACAAUUUACAUGUUAACAAAACUGUUAGCAUGCUAAGAUUAGCUGUGCUGUCACAGCUAACACGCUAACUGUUGCUAAGUGCUCAGUGUCACAGUAAGACGUGCGGUAGCAGAAAGAAACAAAGCACAUGUACUCAGUUACUAAGGUUAGUACAGUUUAAAAGUUCAGUUAGUUUUUAUUUUAUUUUAGUUUUGACUUUUACAAAGUCAAAGGUUUUCAGCAAAGUUUAGUUUUCAGAGACGUACAGUGUCUCAGGUCUCGUUCUUCUGAGCUAAACACAUUUUGAGAGCGUUCACACUGAACACUACGGAGAAAUGCAGUGCAUCACUGACGCACUCAAAACAAUCCAAAAUUUGAGUGUGGAAUGACGGACACGCCUCAUCCUCAACAGUCGCCAUCUUUAUGAGGUAGCGGAGGCUACCGUUAGCUUGCUAACUAAAAUUAGAAUCUACUAGCUUGUUAACUUUCUCCUAGCUAUGGCAGAAAAUUUCAGUCAGCAUUGACGUUGUAGAGUAAGUUUGUUUUAUGUGUGUGCAGAGACAGCAGUCAAAUGUUAGCGAUGACACUCCACCGUUCAUUUGCAGUUCAGAGUGUGAUUUGAGAAACAGUGGAAGUCACACAGUAGUUUUAGUUUGCCUUCGUCAGGACCGCACGGAGCCCACAACGUUUUUUUUUUUUUUUUUUAAAUCUUGUGGGCACAAAAUGUGUCCCCACAGGAUGUGCAGCCUGUGGAUCCUUCUAUGUAAAGCAGACUUUCUGUUGCUGCUGUUACAUUUAAACACGUAGCUGAGAUCAUUUUUGUCUCAAUUGUGGUCUGAAACAAUAAAUCUGUCAAAUUCAGUGUUGCACAUCGCUUCAGUUCCUCCUGCUGCUAAAAAAAAAGCCCUGACGUUGGAGGAAGCACUGACAUGUUAAAUAUGUUGUGAUGUUGUUUCAGUUGGCUAAUGUUAGCUAACGUUCACUUGCAUCUUAAUGUGGUCAGAGCUAAUGUAGCUAAAUACUGUUGAGUAAUUAACAUCAUUUAAUUCAUCCAGACUCCAGAGCUGAUCUGUAAAUUAGCUGUUUGCAAAUUAUUUUAUCAGCCGACAUUAUGAAGCAACAAACACCAGAUCAAUGCAGCGUAGCUCAGUUACAGCUAGCUUAGCUAACUUAGCUUGCUUGCUUAUGUUGUCACAAGCAAAAUACAACCUGAGUGGACACGUCAGUUGGCUCCCAAAUUACUUCACCAGCUGACGUGAUCCCUGACACUAAUUCAUGUGCUAUGACAAACAAUAAAUGAUAUAAUGAAACAAAGUGCUUUCUACUGGCCUAUCACCUGAGCUAAUGUUAGCCAGCUAGCUGUAACUUAGCUCCUCCGCGUGGAGGAGUUCUAAAUAUGACAGUGAUUUAUGUUCGAGCAUUCUGUCAACAUGACAACGGUGAGACACGGUUAGUGUCACGUCACGUCACUGUUUCGGCUGAUGUCCAGGUGGGUCAGUGAACGCUACAUGGAGGAACUUUAACUCUAUUUAAUCAUCCUCUGAAUAUAAACGUGUUUUUAUUGUUCAACGUCCAAAUUUGGUUCAUUAUCGCUGUCCUGAGUGAUGCGUUCAAGAACGUCUCAAAUUUUAAAGACUGAAAAUCAGCUGGAAAAGAAAACUGUUUUUCUGUGCUGUGUUGUUAAAACGCAUUCUGGGAAAUGUAGGAAAUGAAAGCAGAGGAGGCAGGUUAGUUUACCAGGAGGAGUGUUGUCGAUCACAGACAGGUGAGAC
This is a messenger RNA of Epinephelus fuscoguttatus (brown-marbled grouper), 3213 nucleotides long. RefSeq names its product transmembrane protein 242 (gene tmem242). NCBI's taxonomy places the organism in Eukaryota, Metazoa, Chordata, Actinopteri, Perciformes, Serranidae. The coding region runs from base 398 to 895 and encodes 165 amino acids. The transcript is spliced from 4 exons. The record is from RefSeq and is a predicted model, not a curated record.